AUGUUCUCUAGAGGUGGAAAAUACUCGGAAGAAGAUGCAAAGGCUGUCGUGGUACAGAUUUUGAGUGUGGUUGCCUACUGUCAUCUCCAAGGUGUAGUUCACCGUGACCUCAAGCCUGAGCGGGGAAUGGUAACAACUGAUCUUCUGUUGUCUGGAGCUUCUACAAAGCAGGCCAAGUUUUUCAUUAAUGUUUUGGUAGAACCGGCAGAAGUGGCUUUGCCAAACCAACAGACUGUUGAUUACCUGAGCUUCAAGCUCGUCAUUGUUGGUGAUGUUAGAACUGGGAAAACAACUAUUGUAAAGAGGCAUCUCACUGGUGCAUUUGAGAAGAAGUACAAACCAACCAUUGGUGUCGAAGUUCACUCUUUGGACUUCUUCAUAAACUGUGGGAAAAUCCGAUUUUAUUGCUGGGAUGCGGGGCAAGAGAAAUUUGGUGGUCUUAGAGAUGGUUACUAG
Molecule: messenger RNA, 456 nt
Organism: Camellia sinensis
Lineage: Eukaryota; Viridiplantae; Streptophyta; Magnoliopsida; Ericales; Theaceae
Source: RefSeq, a predicted model, not a curated record